GUAGACUUACUGUAACACUUCUUUAAACUAUUAUCUUUAAGAGAUAUUAUAAAGGAAGUUCAAUCAAGGUGUUAAUUAACAAUUGCAUUAACGAGCAUCAGAUGGACAGAGAUAUAAAGACUGGCUGUUGUUUAGCCAAUUUCAACAAGUGUGGCAGAGAACGUGUUUCACGACUGACAUGUACAAGCACUGGUCACACAAUCGGUGUGAUAUAUGGAUAGCUCGCUGUGGACUGUGGACCACCUAAAGUUUGUAUGGAACCCAAUCGCCGACUUCAUGCAGCGAAUGCGGCAUGGCUAUAAGCAGACCUCUGCUCCUGUUGCUAGUCUUGGUUUCAUCAACAGUAUGCGGCGGUGACGCGAAUCUAAGUACAUUUCUAUGUGACUGGACCGCAAGGAAUGACAUGAACCAAGUUGAGAGUUUGCGCACUAGCAUGAAAGACUGCAGUGACUUGUCUCGGCUCCCCUCUCGGAUUCGGUUACCGCACACAAAGGUUCACAAAAAUGACUGGGAAUCACGUCCGGUUCAGGACAGAAUGGCUGAGGUCCUGCAAUCUCUGAGUAAUCUGGUGCAGGAUGUUAAGGCUGCCAGAAAGCUUGUGCAAGCUGGCUGUAGUUCCUCUCUACUGGAGAGACUGGAAAAUAAUGCUAAUAACUACCGGGUCAUACUCACGCACCGGAGCAUUACUGUAGAGAUAGAACAACGACAUCCUACAGACGGGACAAGACCACCCACAAUCCAAAAGGAGCCUUCUGAAGACACUGAUGACCUUGACAAAGUGCUCAGAUACUUUGACAAACUAUUAUCAGGCCGAUUGGAAUUGCUCAUUACAGGACUUAAUUGGAGCUGCCCUUGAUGCCUCCUGAACUGAGGGAAAGGUAGUGAGCUAUACACAACAUUGGGAAGACUGGGAUGAGCCUGAGCUUGUUCUUGGGACUCGUGAUGCUAUGGAAUUACUGCUCUCUCUGCUGGUCAGAACCUGAAUUACACUGAUGAACCAUAGCAAUGGUGGAGGAAAUUCAUGUGAUUCAUGAGACCAAUGGGAUGGAGAAGCAUUCAUUGAACUCUAAACGACAUAAUGGCCUCGUUUACAUGAGACAUUUAAUUCAGAAUUAAUUCAAUUGAAUUCUGAAAAAAGAUUAUUUACACUUUGAACAUGUAAACACUUCACAACACUUCACAAUUCGGAAUUCACUUAAAGUAGUCAAAGGAAACACUACAGAACUAUUUAAUUAAAUUAUUGAAUUAAAAAUGUCAUGUAAACAUAGCCAAUCUUGCACAGAACUAUUUGUAGUGUUAUGAGAAACCUUUGUGAUAUGGGGUUUGUUUCAACAUGCAACCUUGCGUCCUCCACUUGUGCUUGUGGCUUCGUACCAGAAAGUAAUAUGUCGUGAUGACAUCACUGACAACAGCAUUAUAUUUCAAUAUCUUGCAAAAACUUCAUUGUAAAGUCAUUUUCUCAUUUACAAACUGGAUGGUGAAUGAAGAAUAGUCCCCCAAAAAUUAUUUUGGCUAGGCUGUCUGUGGGGUAACUUAAUUGUUUUCUCCACGGAGGCAGGGCAUCAGCAAAACGUGAGGCCACAAGCACAAGUGGAGGACGCAAGGCCGCAUAUUGGAAUGCACUCAAGGACAUUUCAUGACCACUCCUGUGACAAUACACUCCCCAAGGGCUGAAUGAGAGCCUUGAUGCUGGCUUCAUUUGUUGUUGUUGUUGUUGUUGUAAUAUAUAUAUAUAUAUUAACUGCAGUGUGUUAGUAUUUUAUUAUUGUUUUCAAGAGCUAAGUAGAAGGAGAAACAAUAUUGUUUUUAAUUAACAACUGUGAGCCAUUCUGUAUCUGAAUAAGAUA
Messenger RNA from Engraulis encrasicolus (European anchovy), 1847 nucleotides. It is a transcript of the gene thpo, whose product is annotated as thrombopoietin. Gene Ontology annotation, biological process: cell population proliferation. NCBI's taxonomy places the organism in Eukaryota, Metazoa, Chordata, Actinopteri, Clupeiformes, Engraulidae. The record is from RefSeq and is a predicted model, not a curated record. Gene Ontology annotation, molecular function: cytokine activity; hormone activity. The coding region runs from base 293 to 856 and encodes 187 amino acids. Gene Ontology annotation, cellular component: extracellular region. The transcript has 6 exons.